Gordionus sp. m RMFG-2023 is the source of this 1791-nucleotide messenger RNA. RefSeq lists its product as uncharacterized. Lineage: Eukaryota; Metazoa; Nematomorpha; Gordioida; Chordodea; Parachordodidae. The record is from RefSeq and is a predicted model, not a curated record. The transcript has 4 exons. Gene Ontology annotation, molecular function: acyltransferase activity, transferring groups other than amino-acyl groups. Bases 562 to 1776 code for a protein of 404 amino acids.
UGUUAUUUAUAAAUUUAAGAAAUGAUUUAAAAAUGUGGAAAUAUAAUCAUUAUCCUUCUCAAAUCUAAUAUUUUGUUCAAAAUUUUUGCCUGAUAGACAAGAGCUUGGCAGUUAAUAUGGCAUUCGCUACACUAAAAACUUGCUCUAUAGGGGCAGAUGAGGGGAUUGCAGCAUUAUAAUAAUUCUUUUAAUGGGAAAAUUUAUUAAAAAUAUUUAAUCCUCCUUCAAUCCAUUUUCUAAUUCCUUAUCAAAAAAGAAGGACAUUUCGAAAUUAACAUUUCUUGCAAUUUCAUUAUUAUUUUCACAACUCACUUUCUCGAUAAAGCUAUAAGUUUUUUUUUAUAUCUUCGUUUUAUCAUGGCCACUGAAGAUUGGAUGUAAAUUGCAGAAAGGAUAUAAUGCUUUUCAUGUAUAUAUUCACAUUUGAAAAAAUAUAAGUAUUGAUUUGACAAAGGAAGUGUAUUAAGUGUUAACUUGAACCAUCAAUAUUCGUUCGCUAGUGUGUAUAUAGUCUCCAAGAACUAUAGGCGCAGAGGAAUAGGGAAGAAACUAUGGAAUACCAUGUUAGGUCACGUGGCUCAUAGAUGUUUGGGUAUCAAUUCCGUCAAAGGAAGAGUUUUCUCCAACCUCAAAAUGGGAAUGACACCACCAUUAUUCAAAAUUUCCACAUUCAACGGCUCCUUAAAACGCAAUUCUCCUAUGCUUCGUAAGUUUUUUAAGAACCCGGGCAACGAUAAACUAUCGAAUCUCACACCUAUUCCUACCAUAAGAACGACAUGUAAUCAUAAUCAAUGCAAUUCUAAUUAUAGACAUGAUCAUGAAUGCAACAUGAUUGACGCCAAAAAGCUACAGAGUUACCGAAUAAUACAAACGAACCUCGACACUAAUUACCUGAUAGACGAUGAGAUAGAUAUAAAGGAAACCACGAGAGAUUGGGGUCAUGACAGUAACCAACCGACUCUGCUGGUUGAUAAACUAUUUUUAAAGGUUUCCUUCUACAAUAGCCUGAAUACUAGAAGUGGAGAUUUAGCUAGAUAUAACCAUGAAGUGAAAUUACCAAGUAAAGCUAUAAGUGUGGUAUUUAUGGACGGUGUAGAUAUCAAUUUAACAACCUUACGCGAUUAUGACACGGCCAUUCACGGAGGUCUGGCCAGGGAAAAAUUGUUAAAGACUUUUAUACAGUUAUCUGCAGAGAAUGACUUGUCAUAUAAAGUAAGAUGUAUAGUAGCUAUCAAACGCUGCUCCGAAAUGGAGAUAUGUGGGUAUGGAAUUAUACGACCUGGAGGAAUUUCCUCUACCACUCUAAAUAACGAGACCUUUAUUUCUCUUAGCACGAAGAAUUCAACACCUAUAUCUUCGGAACAUUACAUGAUAAUAGGCCCGCUCUACGCCGAUUGUCCUAAAAUCGCUCAUACAUUGCUGAACGCUCUAUUAAACUCCAUCCCUGCUGAGUGGGAAAUUAAUGUCGAGUUAACCGUUCCCUUGAAAAUGGAACCUAAAGCCAUAGAUACUUUAAACAUUCUUGACCUAAAUUUUUUAUACAUGGCUGCUACAAAAGAAUUGGAACUUAUCAAAGAAGAUGACUAUUACAGAAUGUACCAGAAUAACAUUCUGGAGACACUAAAUGGGUUCCAAGAAAAUGUUAAAGAAAGCAAACCGAUUGGAAGUAAUAUUGAGAAAAAUAAUGUUGACGAAAAACGAAAAUGUAUUCCUAUUCCUAAGAUUUUAAUGGAAAAGGUUUAUUCUUUCGUGAGUUCAGAUAUGUUUUUAGAUUAAACUAAAUUAUAUAUG